Elephantulus edwardii (Cape elephant shrew) is the source of this 1212-nucleotide messenger RNA. Its product is annotated as KAT8 regulatory NSL complex subunit 3-like. The transcript has 3 exons. Lineage: Eukaryota; Metazoa; Chordata; Mammalia; Macroscelidea; Macroscelididae. The coding region runs from base 1 to 1212 and encodes 403 amino acids. The record is from RefSeq and is a predicted model, not a curated record.
AUGAAGGUUGCAGAGCUGAGUAUACUCGGGGCGUCGGGGGUGCGAUGGCAGCAGGCAAUAAAGGAUAAAGGUGAUGGUGAUGGUGAUGAUGAUGAUGAUGGUGAUGCUAAAUCAGAGGUGGAAAUGCCUAUGCAAGGAUUAAUGAUUUUGGUAACCUUAACUGAAAUGCUACAAGUAGACCAGAGAGCAUGGAGAAAUCAUGUGACUGCCGCAGUGACCUCUGCCCAGAAGUCCAGUCAGAUUGGGAGCUCUCAGUUACUAAAGAGACAUGUUCAGAGGACAGAAGCUUUGCUGACCCACAAACAAGCCCAAGUUCCCAUUUCCUCAGAACCAACUGAGGAAGCAGAGAAAGAAGAUCUUAGGGUCCAGCUGAAGCAGCACCAUCCUUCCAGCCCUCUUCCUGGCAGCAAAGCCCCCAAGCGACCAAAGAUCAAGGUAUCCCUUAUCUCCCAAGGAGAUGCAGCUGGAGGGCCAUCUGCCCCUUCCCAGGGAGGAGCCUCAGAAGUCUCUGGAGGGAAGCCCAUCACCAUGACCCUGGGCCAAGCUUCAGCAGGGGCCAAGGAGCUCACGGGCCUUCUCGCCUCAGCCAAAUCAAGUACAUCUUCUGAAGGGGUCCUUUCAGCCAGCCCGGCCUCCUCAGUGGUCUCCAGCAGCACUGCACCUCGUGCCUUGCACACACUCCAGAGCCGCUUGGUGGCAACCUCGCCUGGCAGCUCCCUCCCAGGGGCCACCUCAGCCAGCAGCCUUCUCCAGGGUCUCAGCUUCAGCCUGCAGGAUAUCAACAGCAAGACCUCUGGCCUCCCAGCAAGUCCCUCCCCAGGGCCAGCCCCACAGGCCACCGGGAUGAAGUUACCCACUCCUAUGCAGAGCCUGGGCACCAUCACCACAGGCACCAGCACCAUUGUCCGCACCAUCCCUGUGGCCACCAGUCUGUCCUCAUUAGCUGCUACUCCCAGUGGGAAGCCGACAGCCAUCCACCAGCUGCUGACCAAUGGGGGCCUCGCUAAGCUGGCAAGCAGCCUUCCAGGCCUGGCUCAGAUCUCUAACCAAGCAUCAGGUUUAAAGGUUCCAACCACCAUCACACUGACGUUACGUGGCCAGCCGAGCAGAAUCACCACCUUGAGCCCCAUGGGCUCAGGAGCAGCCCUGUCAGAGGAUCCCCCCGCCCAAGUUCUGCCCUCCACUUCACAGCGCCUGCCUCCAGGACCCUGA